Molecule: messenger RNA, 1350 nt
Organism: Gaeumannomyces tritici R3-111a-1
Lineage: Eukaryota; Fungi; Ascomycota; Sordariomycetes; Magnaporthales; Magnaporthaceae
Exons: 1
Coding region: 1-1350 (449 amino acids)
Source: RefSeq, a predicted model, not a curated record
AUGGACUAUCUAGAAGUCGCUUUACGCAACGACUCCAGGUGGAAGGGCGUCGGCAGCCUCCACACCCACCGCCGCCGUUUCAUGGUACUCCCCUGGGACAUUGCGGUAAGGCAAGCUUGGUACCUCCACCGAUCCAAACAAAUCCAUCGAAGCAGCAGGACUGCGUCUCCCGCAUACGGACCGCCAUCGCCGAGCUUUACCAAUAGCUGGCUUGACGGCCCUUUGCCCGACGGGCUUUUGUCCCCUCAGUUAGGGCCAAAGGAAGAUACUAUUGACAUUCGCAAGACUCCGCGCAGUCAACACGCUCGACGUACCCUAUCCCCCAUCGGGAAGCAGCCGCGGCUUGCCAAGAAGGCGCAUGAGCUUCAUCCGCGCAUACCUUCACGGAACGUCACGAAGACACAGGGUCAGGGAGAGGUUGUCUGGAUACCCGCUGCCACGAGCCCCCCUGCCCGGAGACCCGAGUCCCCGAGUUCCGGCGCCUCAGAGAAUCAGCAGCAAAUCGACUUGCACCCCGUUUCCCCCGAGGAUGAAGAAGAUGUUGCCACAAGCCCCGCCGGCUCUGAGGACGGACAGGGCAUCACCACAAAGACCGGCGUCCUAGAGAAGGAACAAGAACCUUCCCUGGGUCCUGUUACUCCCGAGAUUCAAGAAGAUACAGCCUCAAGCCCAGAUGUCUUGGGACAACAAGACGUCGGCUCGAGUCUCACCGGGUCAGAUCAUACGAUACACCACACGCCCGAUCUUGGGCAGAUCCCUCUAUCAUUCGAGUUCGAGGAAUCCUUUUUAGCGACGACCGGUGCUGUUCCUGGUAUACCAAGCGACGCCGAGCCCGAGCCUAGUAACCCAACGGAGAGUGCCGCACAGAAGCCAGCAGAUUCUCCCAUCAAGGGGCGGCGGACCGAGGAAGACGAGAUGUCGGUAAUCCUUCCCCCCAAGAAGAGGAAGAAUCUCGCAUCCCAGGAUCCGCAUGUCUUCUUUCUGAAGGCCGACAGAUGGCAAUGUAAGAAUGCCAAAAAAGAGCCACCCAAGGGAAGGAGCAUCAGAGCACCAGGCCCACGCCGGACCCCAGCUGCUGGCGUGCCAAAAGUCCGGGUACCCACGCGCCGUGGCCAGGGUGAAACGACAGCGCCUGUCGGCCAACCCAAGGAGAUUUAUCCUCCAUUGGCCGAGCACUACAUACGAGAGAGGCGGCUGGCUGCCCGCGAGUCUCGGGCACAGGCAACGGAGGAUAUGACACGAUAUGAGAGGGCAAAGGAGGGCGGUGUUCUGGUCAAAAUCGUCCGCCGACCAUUUAUACCCAUUCGGCGGAAUGCAUGGAGCAUCCUGCCAGGAAAGAUACUUCAGUGA